This is a messenger RNA of Diaporthe citri, 3378 nucleotides long. RefSeq lists its product as uncharacterized. Gene Ontology annotation, biological process: NADPH regeneration; proton transmembrane transport. The coding region runs from base 1 to 3378 and encodes 1125 amino acids. The transcript has 7 exons. Gene Ontology annotation, molecular function: NAD binding; NADP binding. The record is from RefSeq and is a predicted model, not a curated record. Gene Ontology annotation, cellular component: mitochondrial inner membrane. NCBI's taxonomy places the organism in Eukaryota, Fungi, Ascomycota, Sordariomycetes, Diaporthales, Diaporthaceae.
AUGGCGUGGUCUGUGGUCCGGCCAGCUUUGGCCCACAAUAACCACCUCUCCUCCUCGGGGCCCGCUGUCGAAGCUCUCCUGCAGCGGUCCUCACGUGUACUGGAUCUUGUGCCUGUCGUCACUGCUCGCAACCGCCCGCUCUCCCACCGCUAUCAGCACCACUGGGUCGCGGCUCGCGCGCACAAGAAAGCCACCGCGCCCCCUCUGGCAAUUGCUAUCCGGAAGCAACAGCCGCUCCAGCUCGUCCGCCAUGCGUCCGUGCUGUCCAGCAUCCCGGCUCCGCCGCCUGCAGCUCCGGGCGCGAGCUACUCGACCGCGGUCGUCCCGCCCACUACUCCGUACUCCAAGCUGACUGUCGGUAUCCCUCGUGAGACCUUUCCCAACGAGAAGCGCGUUGCCAUCACUCCUCAAAACGUCGCCCUCCUGCUCAAGAAGGGCUUCUCUAAGGUCCUGGUCCAGCGCGGCGCUGGUGCCGAGGCUGAUUUCCUGGAUGAGGCCUACGACAAAGCCGGCGCCACCCUUGUCGAUGACGCUUCUCCCAUCUGGCAGCAGGCAGACAUUGUGCUCAAAGUCCGCGCUCCCUCCACCCCUGCCGAGACAGACAGCCUGCGUGAGGGCCAGACAGUCAUCAGCUUCCUCCAGCCCGCCCAGAACAAGCCCCUGGUUGAGAAGAUUGCCGCCAAGAAGGCUACUGCCUUUGCCAUGGACCUGAUCCCGCGCAUCAGCCGGGCGCAGGUCUUUGACGCGCUGAGCUCCAUGGCCAACAUUGCUGGUUACAAGGCGGUCCUCGAGGCUUCCAACAACUUUGGUCGAUUUCUAACUGGUCAGGUCACAGCUGCUGGCAAGAUCCCGCCCUGCAAGGUCCUCGUCAUCGGCGCAGGUGUCGCCGGACUGAGUGCUAUUGCGACAGCCAGGAGACUUGGCGCCAUCGUCCGGGGUUUUGACACGCGUUCGGCCGCUCGUGAACAGGUUCAGUCCCUUGGUGCUGAGUUCAUCGAGGUGGAGCUCGAAGAAGACGGCUCAGGCGCUGGCGGUUACGCCAAGGAAAUGUCCAAGGAAUUCAUCGAGGCCGAAAUGAAGCUCUUCACCGAACAGGCUCGCGAGGUUGACAUCAUAAUCACCACUGCUCUGAUCCCCGGCCGCCCAGCUCCGAAGCUCAUCACAAAGUCUAUGGUUGAAAUCAUGAAGCCUGGUUCAGUCGUCGUCGAUUUGGCGGCUGAGGCUGGCGGCAACUGUGAAAAGACCGUCCCUGGCGAGCUGACCACAUAUCACGACGUGAAAAUCAUCGGUUACACUGAUCUCCCGUCAAGGCUGCCCACGCAAUCGUCCACUCUGUAUUCCAACAACAUCGUCAAGUUCCUGCUGUCCAUGGCCCCUGCUGAGAAGGAGUUUGGCAUUGACCUCAACGAUGAGGUCGUCAGGGGUUCCAUUGUCACCCAGAAGGGCGAGAUUAUACCCCCGGCUCCACGUCCUGCUCCGCCACCCGCUCCGGCCGCCCCGUCUACAACAGCCGCGAGAGAGGAAGAAGUGGUCGCACUGACUCCGUUCCAAAAGACAUCCCGAGAGGUUGGCUUUGUGACAGGUGGCAUGGCUACUGCUUUAGCCCUAGGGAAACUGACAGGCCCAGCCUUCAUGAGCAAUGCCUUUACUUUUGGUCUGGCCGGCUUGAUCGGCUACCGCGUGAUCUGGGGAGUCGCUCCUGCUCUUCACUCUCCUCUAAUGUCUGUCACCAAUGCCAUCUCCGGAAUGGUUGGAGUUGGUGGUCUGUUCGUUCUGGGAGGAGGUUACCUCCCAGAGACCAUCCCCCAGGCUUUCGGCGCUGCAUCGGUCGUCCUCGCUUUUGUGAAUGUUUCGGGAGGCUUCGUCAUAACGAAGCGAAUGCUUGACAUGUUCAAACGACCAACAGACCCCCCUGAGUACCCUUGGCUCUAUGCAGUUCCCGCAGUGCUGUUUGGAGGGGGCUAUCUGGCUGCCGCAUCGACUGGAGCAGCUGGUCUCGUCCAGGCCGGGUACAUGGUCAGCUCUAUCCUGUGCAUCAGCAGUAUCUCUAGUCUCGCGUCGCAAACCACGGCCCGGAUGGGGAAUGCGCUUGGAAUCCUCGGAGUCGGAUCCGGUGUGCUUGCAUCCCUCCUUGCCGUAGGUUUCUCGCCCGAGGUUCUGACCCAAUUUGGUGUCCUUGCAACCGUUGGCAGCGUACUCGGCUUCUUGAUCGGCAAACGCAUCACUCCUACCGACCUUCCCCAGACCGUGGCUGCCCUCCACUCAGUGGUUGGAUUGGCAGCGGUCUUGACCUCUAUUGGCAGCGUUAUGGCAGAUCUAGACCACGUGUCGACACUGCAUUUAGUCACUGCCUACUUGGGUGUCCUGAUUGGUGGCAUCACUUUCACUGGAUCUAUCGUCGCAUUUAUGAAGCUCGCAGGGAGAAUGUCGUCACGACCUACAAUUCUUCCGGGUCGCCAUGUUAUCAACUCGGGACUUCUGGCAACUAAUAUCGGUACUAUGGGCGCUUUCGUGACAAUGGCACCCGGGUCGCCAAUGAUCGCCGCUGGCGCGCUAGCAGCGAACACCGCCCUGUCGUUUGUCAAGGGGUACACUACCACCGCUGCGAUUGGCGGUGCCGACAUGCCCGUGGUGAUCACUGUUCUCAACGCCUAUUCUGGUUUCGCUCUUGUAGCCGAGGGGUUCAUGCUCGAGAACCCGCUUCUGACGACCGUCGGCGCUCUUAUUGGCGUAUCUGGUUCCAUCCUGUCGUACAUCAUGUGUGUGGCCAUGAAUCGGUCUCUCACGAAUGUCCUGUUUGGCGGCAUCGCUGCACCUCAGCAGAGCGACUACAAGAUCGAAGGCAGCGUGACGCAGACCAACAUUGAAGACGUGUCGGAUGCGCUCGUCAACGCCGAGAACGUCAUCAUAGUAGUCGGUUACGGCAUGGCCGUUGCAAAAGCGCAGUACGCGAUAUCGGACAUGACCAAGAUGCUCCGAGCCAAGGGGGUCAACGUCCGCUUCGCUAUUCACCCUGUUGCUGGCCGGAUGCCUGGUCAGUGCAACGUGCUCCUCGCAGAGGCGAGUGUGCCAUACGAUAUCGUGCUCGAGAUGGACGAGAUCAACGAUGACUUUGGAGACACGGAUGUGACUUUGGUCAUCGGCGCCAACGAUACCGUGAACCCCAUCGCCUUGGAACCAAACAGCCCGAUCGCUGGCAUGCCGGUGCUGCACGCCUGGAAGAGCAAGCAGACGAUCGUCAUGAAGAGAGGAAUGGCGAGCGGCUACGCCGACGUACCCAACCCAAUGUUCUACAUGCCUGGUACACGCAUGUUGUUUGGUGAUGCAAGCAAGUCUACCAAUGCCCUGAAAGCUGCCAUCGAGGCCAAACUGUCGUAG